This is a messenger RNA of Spinacia oleracea (spinach), 3011 nucleotides long. Its product is annotated as digalactosyldiacylglycerol synthase 1, chloroplastic. Lineage: Eukaryota; Viridiplantae; Streptophyta; Magnoliopsida; Caryophyllales; Amaranthaceae. Gene Ontology annotation, molecular function: digalactosyldiacylglycerol synthase activity. Gene Ontology annotation, biological process: galactolipid biosynthetic process. The coding region runs from base 231 to 2651 and encodes 806 amino acids. The record is from RefSeq and is a predicted model, not a curated record. Gene Ontology annotation, cellular component: chloroplast outer membrane. The transcript is spliced from 7 exons.
UCCUCCAUCUCUGGACGGCUCAGGUUGUCCAAACUCCAACUAGAAAGCCGUUAAAAUUUCCGCCGAUCUCUUCUUCUUUGCAUCACCUCACAUUUUCUCUCUUUCUUUGCUUCACUUCUCUCCUACUUUGCCAAUUUCCAGCAAAUUCCUCUUUUGUUCAAACCUACGCUUAAACCCUAGAUUUAUCUCUCUUUUACGGGGAAAAGGGGGAAAUUAUAGGGCCACAAACUAUGAACAAUUUCAUCCCACAAGCUGUAACAUCGUCGUCGACGUCGCGAACUUCACCGGCUACGGCGGCUGGAGGAUCUCCCACGAGUGCAUUGUCCUUCAUCUCUAAGGGGUGGAGGGAGGUGAGAGACUCUGCCGAUGCUGAUAUUCGAUUGAUGAGAGAUAGGGCCAAUUCCUUUAAGAAUUUGGCAUCUUCGUUAGACAGGGAGCUGGAGAAUUUUAUCAAUUCCGCUUCGUCGUUUUCGGCUAUUAAAUCGUAUUCGGCGAGUCCUUCCACGGAAAUCGAUUUUGUGAAGAAGCUGCAGCCGAAGUUGUCGGAGUUUCGGAGGGCUUACUCGUCGCCGGAUUUCAGCCGGAGGGUUCUGGAGAAGUGGAGCCGGCCCACGACAUCGAGGAUUCGUAUUGAUUUGUCCGCGAUAAAGAACGCGAUUGUGGAGGAGGCGGAGGUUGAUGGAGGACAAAGAGUAGGACAAAGUGGGAGGGGGAGGGUUAGGUUUACGGAUUUUAGGUGGGAUUGGAAGACAGAGGGAGAAGAAGGGGAGGAGAAAUUUCGGGAUUGGGAGCCAAUUAGGGCUCUGAAGACUAAAUUGAAAGAUUUUGAGGUGAAGAAAUCGCCUGAUGAGAUUUUUAGCUCAUGGAGGAACAAUGAGCUCGUCGAGAAAUUCAAGUCUAGCUUGAAAGCAUUCCGGUGGGAGACUCAGGAUUCAAAGGAUGUACCGCCAUUAGAUGUACCUGAACUCCUGGCAUAUUUUGUUAGGCAGUCUGAACCCUUUUUGGAUCAACUUGGUGUUAGGAAAGAUAUAUGUGACAAGAUAGUGGAGGGUUUGUGUAGCAAACGCAAGAACCAGCUUCUCAUGCACUCCUUAUCAGGUGGGGAAUCCUCUGUGAUUGAGGGUGAUAACAUCAAUGAUGAACUUGAUUUAAGGAUAGCCAGUGUCCUUCAGAGUACAGGCCAUCAUUAUGAUGGUGGUUUUUGGUCAGACUUAGUGAAGCAUAGCCCACCUGAGAAGAAAAGACAUGUUGCCAUUGUCACCACUGCUAGCCUUCCUUGGAUGACGGGAACAGCAGUAAAUCCGUUGUUUCGUGCAGCAUACUUAGCUAAAUCUGAAAAGCAGAAAGUAACUCUAUUGGUUCCAUGGCUUUGCAUGUCUGAUCAAGAACUAGUGUACCCGAACAAGCUCACAUUCAAUUCACCAGAAGAACAGGAGCACUAUAUACGAAACUGGCUGGAGGAAAGGAUUGGUUUCAAGACUGAUUUCAAAAUAUCUUUUUACCCCGGAAAGUUUUCUAAAGAAAGGCGGAGCAUACUUCCAACUGGAGAUACUUCUCAAUUCAUCUCUUCAAAGGAAGCUGACAUUGCUAUCCUUGAAGAACCAGAGCAUUUGAACUGGUAUCAUCAUGGUAGAAGAUGGACUGAUAAAUUCAACCAUGUUGUUGGUGUCGUACACACAAAUUAUCUGGAAUACAUAAAGAGAGAGAAGAAUGGGGCGGUACAAGCUUUCUUUGUGAAGCAUGUUAAUAAUCUUGUUGCAAGAGCCCAUUGUCACAAGGUUGUCCGACUUUCAGCUGCCACUCAGGAUCUUCCCAAGUCUAUCAUAUGUAAUGUCCAUGGUGUUAAUCCUAAAUUUCUAGAAAUUGGAGAGAAGUUGGCUAGUGAAAGGGCUGCUGGUCAGCAAGCCUUUUCCAAGGGAGCAUAUUUCUUGGGCAAGAUGGUUUGGGCUAAGGGAUACCGAGAACUAUUAGAUCUCUUGUCAAAGCACAAAACUGAGCUGAGCAGCCUUAAAUUGGAUGUCUUUGGUAACGGAGAGGAUUCACAUGAGGUCCAGAGUACCGCACAAAAAUUGAAACUCGACCUGAAUUUCCAAAAAGGAAGAGACCAUGCCGAUGAUUCCCUGCAUGGAUACAAAGUUUUCAUAAACCCUAGUGUCAGUGAUGUGCUUUGUACAGCCACAGCUGAAGCACUCGCAAUGGGGAAGUUUGUAGUUUGCGCAGACCACCCGUCAAAUGAGUUCUUCAGUUCAUUUCCUAACUGUUUGACUUACAAGACAUCUGACGACUUUGUUGUCAAGGUGAAGGAAGCAAUGGCCAAGGAGCCUGAGCCACUUACCCCAGAGCAAAGAUACCGACUUUCAUGGGAAGCAGCUACUGAAAGAUUUAUGGAACAUUCUGAUCUUGAUAAAAUCCUGGGAAUGGAUCUAAGAAAUCUGAAAUCCAACAAAAGUGUGACAAAAUCAGUUUCAAUGCCAAAUUUAUCUGAUAUGGUUGAUGGAGGGCUAGCAUUUGCUCACUUUUGUUUCACGGGGAGCGAGCUCUUUAGGCUUGCCACUGGAGCAAUUCCUGGCUCUCGCAAUUACGAUAAACAGCAUAGCAAGGACCUGAAUCUGUUGCCUCCACAAGUAGAGGACCCAAUUUAUCAUUGGUGAAGAAUUUAGCUCUAAUAUUUUGUGCAUACUGUAUAGUAGGCUAUUUGAUUAGCUCUUAGAGCUCCCCUAAGGGCUAACCGGCUAAGGCUUGUGGGUGGUUCGUUAUAAUUACGGGUUGCCAUCCAUGAAGUCUCUGCUCUAGCCUUGGGAAUGUAGUAUAGGAGAAUCUGAUAUUAGUAUAUACGAGUAUGUAUUCUUGACUGUGCUGUAAGAAAUAACGUAGAAAAUAUGCUCAAAAUUAGAAGCCUUUUAGUUUACCUUGAUGGCUUAAUUAUUGUUUUGGUUGUAAUUCUCCUAUAAUUCGGUUAAAUAAUCUAAUUAACUUAGAAAUAAAGUCCUCUUCAUUAUUUCUUUUUUGAA